Paramuricea clavata is the source of this 1428-nucleotide messenger RNA. The record is from the annotation of a GenBank genome assembly. Lineage: Eukaryota; Metazoa; Cnidaria; Anthozoa; Malacalcyonacea; Plexauridae.
AUGGUUGAUGUUGCAAACCUGGUUGCAGCCCACGGAAAUCGAAGAAAGAAAGAAAUGUUUUCUCCUCACAAUGGCAUGCUGGUGGACCCAACAUCAGAAAAUGUUGAACGAGCCAAAACGCACCAACUUGACAUCUCACUGGAUUGGUUGAACAUCGCCCAUGAAACAGCUGUGGGGAUGUUUUGGUGGGUGGACAUCACGCAUGAAACAGGAAACCAACAACCUACUGGUCAUCCUAUCACAGGUUCAAACGACCACUUCUGCUUGUUCUACAGGUUUCACGAAAGCAACCCUCGAAAAGAACGGGAAAUAUUGCAGAGAGUAACGCACGUUAGGCAGUUGAAUGGCCUAAUCAACACGCAGCGCCAGGAGCAGCUAUACAACGUAUUUAACAGAGAUAACCGUUUCUUGAACUCAAUGACGCCUGUAAAUCACAUAUUCCUGUUCCGAUCAAAUAUUGAUACGUUGAACGAACGCAUCAAUGAAAGAAACAUUCAUGAAAUCGAACAGUUAUCCUCCUUCACUGCAACUGAAGGUCAAUUUCGACGCACUGUACUGGACAAAACAAAGAGGAUAUCAGUGACGGCGCCGACAACGACAAAUACGAUGCCGUCAGCUAAUUCCACUCAGGGGUCCGACACGUCAGAUGCCGUCCAAUCAGAGGCCGAAGCUUCCAACACUAAGGAAAGCACAGAGAUAAAGCAACCACCUCCAUUUAUUAAAACGAGCUAUCCUGUCCAUUUAAUUGACUGCCCCGAGGAGAGUGAACCCAACGUAUUCUCUAGCCGUCCUCCUGAUAAACCAAGUGAUCCUGACGUUACAUGUACCGGUAAACGAUCAGGAAAAAAUGAAUCACAAUCUGUAGAAGAAGAAGACUUCUGGAUAAAAGAACUGUGUUUAAAGUUAUCUGACAAGCGAAUUUUGGAAAAGGGGCAUUGGGCAAACGAUCGUAUUAUUAUGGCGGUGUUCAAAAUAUUGCGACUCCACCCAUGCACGGCCGAGCUUGGUGGCUUACAGGAUGUGAUUCCUGCUGUUAAGUACGGAUUUACCAAAGAAAACCGCAAGCAUUUUGUCCAGAUCAUUAAUGUCCGUGGAAAUCACUGGAUAACACUAUCCAACAUCAAAUCCUGCGUUGAUGAAGUUCGUAUCUAUGACAGCUUUGUUAACCUUAAUCGAAAGGGUAAGGAGAUCAGCUAUCCAGUCGAUGUUGAGCAGUGCGUCUGCAGAAUAGCAAGCCCACUGGGUUUCGUUAAAAUGGUUGUCACUAACGUGCAGCAACAGAAAGGUGGCUCAGCCUGUGGCUUGUUUGCCAUAUCAAACACUAUCGCCCUCUGUUUUGGAAAGGAUCCAAUCAUGUUGAAAUGGAAUCAAGGCAUGUUAGGUCCCACUCUCAUGUGUUUGUUGAUCGAGAUUUCCCAUCAUACCUGA